CAGGCUUCCACGAAUGACGAUAAAAUAACACUGUUGAAGUUUUUUGAAGAUCCGAACAGGUUCUUCCAUUAACCAGCAUGUCGGAACUGGAGAUAAUGGUUUGCUCUAUUUUGGACAUCAUGGUCUCCAAAAGUGUGUCCGAAGUGUCUAAUCUUAUCCGCGGUUCUGGAUUAGAUCAAGUUGAGGGCACUCCGGGUGGUACCGAGAACGAACACAAGUCUCUAGACGAGAAGGUGGCAGAGUUCAGCACCUUCAUGGUGUCUUUGGCACAGGGAGUGGUGAAGAACAUCUGUCAGCAGUUGGAGGAGAGUUUGUCGGCUCUGAAGCUGGAAGUGUCACGUGGGACGACUGAGAUCACAUCCCUGAGGAGAAUGCUGAUGGAGACGGAGCUGAAGCUGAUGCUGGAGGCUCCAGGAGGAGUCCAGGAGGUGGUGGAGGUAGGAGGUGCUGAGGAGAGGAGCUGUCCGAUCAGCAGAGAAGAGGAAGAAUCUGUGAGACAGUUAGUUGUGGUCUCAGAUGAAGCGGGAGUGAAGCGGUUACCCAUAAUUCAGCUGUGUGAAGGCAGAAGUUACGAGGACAGCCCCCAGAUCAUUUUAGUGAAAGAGGAGGGGCUUGAUGUCGCAGCCAAUCAGACAGCGGUUGCAUCUGGCAAUGACCCCACCCCUGAUGAUGAUGAUGAUGAUCCUGACUACCAGGUGGAACCAGCAGAUCCAGGUGAUGGUGACUCGACGACCACCACAGAGUCCAGGUCUCAAGCUGGAGUCACAGCGGGAAGCCGGGGUCAGAAGGAGCAGAACCUGAGCUGUAAGCUCUGCCAGAAAACGUUCACCAGUCUGCCGCAGCUCAAAGCCCACAAGGCCGUCCAUGAAGCCACCAUAGAGAAAUCCCUCCACUGCUCCGUGUGUGGGAGAGGCUUUUCGUUGCAGCGCAGCCUCGACACCCACAUGAAGCUGCACACAGGUGAAAGACCUCACGUCUGUGACGUUUGUGGGAAGGGCUUCACAUUGAAGAGUCUCUUGAGGAGCCACCAGCACCUCCACGACGGGGUGCGUUUGUUUCAGUGUGAUCAGUGUGGGAAGAGUUUUCACCGAGCACACGCCCUGAAACUGCACCAGCGGGUCCACACUGGGGAGCGGGGCUACUGCUGCCCAUACUGCACCAAAAGCUUCAGCACGCGAGGUGAACUGUCGCGCCACCUGCGCGUACACUCGGGUGAAAAGCCGUACAAGUGCGAGACGUGCGGCAAAAGCUUCAGCAUACCAGGUAACCUGUCGCGCCACCUGCGCAUUCACACGGGUGAAAAGCCGUACAAGUGCGAGACGUGCGGCAAAAGCUUCAACCAGGCGGAUACCCUGAAAGUUCACGUGCGGAUCCACACGGGUGAAAAGCCGUACAAAUGCGAGACGUGCGGCAAAAGCUUCAACCAGGGAAAUGCCCUGAAAGGCCACAUGCAGAUCCACGCUGCAGUUCGUCCUUUCAGAUGUGAAACCUGCGGCAAAAGCUUCAACCUGGCGAAUACCCUGAAAGUUCACCUGCGCAUACACACGGGUGAAAAGCCAUACAAGUGCGAGACGUGCGGCAAAAGCUUCAACCAGGCGAAUACCCUGAAAAGCCACAUGCGGAUCCACACUGGAGUUCGUCCUUCCAGAUGUGAAACCUGCGGCAAAUGCUUCAUCCAGGACAGCUCCCUGAUGAUGCACCAGGAGGCCACUGACUCGGAGGACACCCUGGCCUGCGUGGCGUGUGGCAUCGUGAUGCCUUGUGUGGAUUCUUUACGCAAACACCUCCACACACACGCGGACAUUCCCUGCACAUGUGAGCCCUGUGGUGUCCAGCUCAGCUCCAUCACCAAACUGCAAGCGCACCAGCAGCACCACUCGGUGGACCGGCCUCACAGCUGCAGCACCUGUGGGAAAAGCUUCACGUCAUCCAGCUACCUGAAGGUCCACCUGAAGUCGCACAGCGGCGAGAAGCCAUUCAGCUGUGACAUCUGUGGUCACAGGUUCACGCAGCACAGCAGCCUGAAGUCCCAUCAGGCGAUCCACACCGGAGAGAAACCGUUCAUCUGCCCCACGUGUGGAAAAGGGUUCAACAAUGCGGGCAACCUGAGCAGACACAAGCGCAUCCACACAGGUGAGAAGCCAUACAGCUGCGACACCUGCGGGCGCCGCUUCAACCAGGGCAACAGCCUGAAGGCUCACCAGCAGAUCCACACCGGAGAGAAGCCCUACAUGUGUGACAAAUGUGGGAAGAGCUUCUCCUACCUGAGGAACUUGAAGGACCACAAGUGUUUCUAUGUGUGGUCGCUGGGAGCUGAUGUCCAGCAGUCAUCUAAGGACACCCUGGACAGCAAGGCGACCCUGCAGCUCGCAGAUGAACUUAUUCAUCCUUUUGUUAAUUCUGUAAGUUUUUCAGGGUUUCCAGGAGCAAAUCUGAACUCUUGUUCAAGAGUAAGUGCAGACAGGAACAGAGACGGUGCUGAGGGGCAGAAAACCACUUCAGAGAGAGCAGGUGAGCCCCUGGUGUCUGAGACACUGGAACAGGUGCUCCCCUGCAACGCUCUUCUGGACACUGGCUACACCCUCAUGUGCCAGUCUAUUUUCAACCGCCUUUGCCUUGCUGCGGGGGGAGGAGUUCGGCCUCCAGAACUCACUUCUUGUGCAGCAGCUGUCCGUGUUUUCUCUCCUUGUAACAAUCUUGUCAUCCACGUCUCUUCUCCACUUUACGAUCGGUCCUAUGUUGACACACCCCGUGUACGUCUCGCCUUGAAGCUUUUGUCAAUCUGGAAUGGGGGGAACUUUGGGCAUGUGUUGAAGACCCCCUGCCCUUUGUUUUGCCUCCUGACCUUGACCUUCACUGCUUUGCGGUUGGAGACUGAGCAUGGGGAAACCACAUGCUCCCUGCCGAGCUCAGAGCCUCCACCACCACUACCACAGCUUCCAUCAGAGCCGCACUCUGAUGUUUUAUCUCACAUUGUACAGGUCGUGGACAAUGAAGUUGAGCGAGACAAGCUACAGCAGCUUCUGUUAAAAUACAAGGACUCUCUUUCAGUCGACUCCUUGGACUUUGGGCUAACCACUAUCCGUGAGGUCAGGAUUCCUACACCGCCACAUGCAGCGCCGACUUAUGUGCGUCAAUACAAGAUUCCCCUGGCGUCCCAUGGACAGGUCCAGGAAAUGGUUGACAGCCUCUUGGUGGCCGAUGACGUGCCUGAAACAAGAACUUCCGAAGAAAGGCCGCUGCAGAGCGGUACCCUCAUCAAUCUCAAUGACAUUCUUGUUCAUAAGCGUACCUUGGAUGACCACCUCUCCGAGCUGGACCACGUCAUGGGUCAGCUCACGGCUGCUGGUGCAAAGAUUUCUCUCGUCUGUGGUGCAGGUGUGUGCAACUACUCUCGCCAGUUCGUAGAACGCUACGCUGAGAUGGCGAGACCUCUGACUGCCCUGCUGAAAAAGAGUGUGCCUUUCGAAGCUUCGACAUUGAAGUACGCUACGUGCUUCUCAGUUUCACUUGUCAUCUACCUUCUUGGAAAACGACAUCACAUGACAUGCAGAUCUAUUGGCGUAAGAUCCGAACAGGUUCUUCCAUUAACCAGCAUGUCGGAACUGGAGAUAAUGGUUUGCUCUAUUUUGGACAUCAUGGUCUCCAAAAGUGUGUCCGAAGUGUCUAAACUUAUCCGCGGUUCUGGAUUAGAUCAAGUUGAGGGCACUCCGGGUGGUACCGAGAACGAACACAAGUCUCUAGACGAGAAGGUGGCAGAGUUCAGCACCUUCAUGGUGUCUUUGGCACAGGGAGUGGUGAAGAACAUCUGUCAGCAGUUGGAGGAGAGUUUGUCGGCUCUGAAGCUGGAAGUGUCACGUGGGACGACUGAGAUCACAUCCCUGAGGAGAAUGCUGAUGGAGACGGAGCUGAAGCUGAUGCUGGAGGCUCCAGGAGGAGUCCAGGAGGUGGUGGAGGUAGGAGGUGCUGAGGAGAGGAGCUGUCCGAUCAGCAGAGAAGAGGAAGAAUCUGUGAGACAGUUAGUUGUGGUCUCAGAUGAAGCGGGAGUGAAGCGGUUACCCAUAAUUCAGCUGUGUGAAGGCAGAAGUUACGAGGACAGCCCCCAGAUCAUUUUAGUGAAAGAGGAGGGGCUUGAUGUCGCAGCCAAUCAGACAGCGGUUGCAUCUGGCAAUGACCCCGCCCCUAAUGAUGAUGAUGAUGAUGAUCCUGACUACCAGGUGGAACCAGCAGAUCCAGGUGAUGGUGACUCGACGACCACCACAGAGUCCAGGUCUCAAGCUGGAGUCACAGUGGGAAGCCGGGGUCAGAAGGAGCAGAACCUGAGCUGUAAGCUCUGCCAGAAAACGUUCACCAGUCUGCCGCAGCUCAAAGCCCACAAGGCCGUCCAUGAAGCCACCAUAGAGAAAUCCCUCCACUGCUCCGUGUGUGGGAGAGGCUUUUCGUUGCAGCGCAGCCUCGACACCCACAUGAAGCUGCACACAGGUGAAAGACCUCACGUCUGUGACGUUUGUGGGAAGGGCUUCACAUUGAAGAGUCUCUUGAGGAGCCACCAGCACCUCCACGACGGGGUGCGUUUGUUUCAGUGUGAUCAGUGUGGGAAGAGUUUUCACCGAGCACACGCCCUGAAACUGCACCAGCGGGUCCACACUGGGGAGCGGGGCUACUGCUGCCCAUACUGCACCAAAAGCUUCAGCAUACCAGGUAACCUGUCGCGCCACCUGCGCAUACACACGGGUGAAAAGCCGUACAAGUGCGAGACGUGCGGCAAAAGCUUCAACCAGGCGAAUACCCUGAAAAGCCACAUGCGGAUCCACACUGGAGUUCGUCCUUUCACAUGUGAAACCUGCGGCAAAUGCUUCAUCCAGAAGAGCUCCCUGAUGAUGCACCAGAAGGCCACUCACUCAGUGGACACCCUGGCCUGCGUGGCGUGUGGCAUCGUGAUGCCUUGUGUGGAUUCUUUACGCAAACACCUCCACACACACACGGACAUUCCCUGCACAUGUGAGCCCUGUGGUGUCCAGCUCAGCUCCAUCACCAAACUGCAAGCGCACCAGCAGCACCACUCGGUGGACCGGCCUCACAGCUGCAGCACCUGUGGGAAAAGCUUCACGUCAUCCAGCUACCUGAAGGUCCACCUGAAGUCGCACAGCGGCGAGAAGCCAUUCAGCUGUGACAUCUGUGGUCACAGGUUCACGCAGCACAGCAGCCUGAAGUCUCAUCAGGCGAUCCACACCGGAGAGAAACCGUUCAUCUGCCCCACGUGUGGAAAAGGGUUCAACAAUGCGGGCAACCUGAGCAGACACAAGCGCAUCCACACAGGUGAGAAGCCAUACAGCUGCGACACCUGCGGGCGCCGCUUCAACCAGGGCAACAGCCUGAAGGCUCACCAGCAGAUCCACACCGGAGAGAAGCCCUUCAUGUGUGACAAAUGUGGGAAGAGCUUCUCCUACCUGAGGAACUUGAAGGACCACAAGUGUUUCUAUGUGUGAGGAGAAUCUGGGGUGUGGUGGAGGUCCACCCACCCCCCCAUCACCUGAACUGCUUAUGCUAUCAGGGUCGCUGGGAGCUGAUGUCCAGCAGUCAUCUAAGGACACCCUGGACAGGUCUCCAGUUCAUCACAGGGACACACAACUAGCACCAGCAUGCAUGCUUUAGGUCUGUUGGUGGGAUUUGAACCACAAACCUUGCAGCAAGGCGACCCUGCAGCUCGCAGAUGAACUUAUUCAUCCUUUUGUUAAUUCUGUAAGUUUAUCAGGGUGAGAAAUGUCGACUGACACAUGAAAUGUUGAGGUUUCUGAGCUCUGACCGGCUGACGUGAUUCUGUCUGACCUUUAACCUGAGAUCAGAAGUCUGGAUCUAGGCGAGCAUCAGCUGAUGUGAUAAAUACAAAAACUGUUCAGAUUCUGUUUCCCCCAAAAAAUAUCAAAGGUUUUAUUUCUGGAGUUUAUUUGGGAACAUAAUAAAACAGUUUUGAGAACAGAAGAGCUGUUCUGCUCUG
Molecule: messenger RNA, 5998 nt
Organism: Nothobranchius furzeri (turquoise killifish)
Lineage: Eukaryota; Metazoa; Chordata; Actinopteri; Cyprinodontiformes; Nothobranchiidae
Source: RefSeq, a predicted model, not a curated record